Messenger RNA from Chironomus riparius, 456 nucleotides. The record is from the annotation of a GenBank genome assembly. Lineage: Eukaryota; Metazoa; Arthropoda; Insecta; Diptera; Chironomidae.
AUGUCGGGACUGCACAUGAAACUAUGUCAUUUGAUAUUAAACAACAACAAGAUAUUUUCAUUACAAGUUGUAUUGCUUACUGGCAUUUCUAUACUAAAUGGAACGUCUAGUUAUUUUGAACUUUAUAUGGCUGCAAAUGGACACAAUGAUAAUAAUAAAAUUUACUACGUUAUAGCUAUAGCAACUGCAGCAAGUUAUUUUGUAUGUGGAAUAAUUUUUAUGAUAUAUGCAUCUAACUUGACUAUGAACGAAGGAGAAAAGACAUUAAAGGAUAUUCAUUGUAGAAUCUAUUUAACAUCUGUAAAAUAUGACAUAAAAAUUAUGGAAAGAGUUCAACUUUUUCUUCUACAAUUGCAACAUUUUAAUGCAAAUGUUUCAUGUGGAUUGUUCAGAAUUGACUUGAAAAUAAUAACAAUGCUCUAUAAUGUCGUAUAUAUUGAUCAUGAUUCAGUUUGA